AGGUUUUAAUCUUGCGCGGAAAUUCCGCGCGUUGAAAUGAAUCGCGUGAUCUCGUGGUGGUGUUGUCGUCAUGCCUCUCCGCGUGAACGAGAAGGAGCUGGAAAACGUUUGCCGAUCGAAAACUCCUGGUGAGAUCGAAGGAAGGCUUCUGUUCGGACCGCCAGAAGAUUACUCCGAGAAGAAAGUUCAAGGCUUUAAGGAACGAUGGUUCAAGCUCUCUGGAAACCUGAUGUUCUCGUUCAAACUGAACGAGCACGGCGGUGUCAACAAAAACGCGGAGCCGAACGGCGUUUUGGUUGUUGAAGACUGUCUCGUUCAGAGGGAGGGAUUUGAAGCUGUUCUCUUCGCAUUUUCCAUCACUUUCGCCGGCGGGAAUUCGAAAUACCGGCGAAAGUAUGUGUUCGGGUGCUUUUCGCAAGAACAAGCUCAGAAAUGGGUUCAGCAUUUGCGCAUGGCGAGCACUCAACGACUUGCCUGCAGAGCUGUGGAGCUGGAGGCACGUAUUCGUCUACUUGGUGGAAAGCCGAAUUUUGAGAUGUCCAGGAUAACGGGCACUACAAAUCUAAUCCGAGCCGGGUCCAUGCCUGUGUUGACCAUGCAAAACGUUCCCAGUCCCUCAACCCGACACAGACCUCACGAGUCCCCGCAUCCACCCAGGCAGCUAGACGAUUUGCCGAAGUCAAAAUCAAAGUUCUACAUGAAACCGCCUUCUUUGAACAUCUCGAGACCCAGGGAGCGGAGUUUGACACCGAGUGGCCGCCGCGUUUCUCCGACAACAGGCAUGAGCAAGUCUUCGUUCACUAGCUACUUCCCUUCUGUGCCGACGCCGACGCCACGAGAGCGGAGCAAGUUGAAACCCUCUCGGCCGCCUCCGCCUGUUCCGCCCCCACCGGCGACAAAAAACUUGAUCGAAUUUUGAUGCAAUUCCUGAAUUGUUUAGUUAUUUUUGUUUGUUUUCUUUUUUGUACGUUUAAAGUGCCCUUAAGCGCCAGUCCGCAAUAUUUUCAGUGAUUUGAACUUGAAAUGUUUGAUUUCUCGUCAUCGUUGCGCGAACAGUCAUAAUUUUUAAAACGUGAAGUGACGUUUGCAUUUACGUGCGAUUGGACUCGUGAAUCGCAUGUAAGUUUUUUUUUUUUUUCUCUGUCCGGUCUCGUCGGAAGAAACAAUGUUAAGAGAAUUAUUCCUCGUUAUUUAUUCGAAAGUUUGUGUCGAAUGAUAAUUGAAAAGGAACAAAGCGAGCUUCCGAGUAGCCUAUUGGCUCCAGAAGAUAUGCAUCCGUCGAAUAUUUGCAAAUUAUCUUCGAAAAAUAUUUUAGAUUUAGAAGAUCGUUGCGAUUGCGCUCAGCUUGUCGGAAUUAUUAUUCUGUGUCAGCAUUUUCAAUUUUGUUUCGUUGAUUAUCUUCUCGCAAUUUUUCGGUCGUUUGAAAGGCAUUGAAACGUUUGCUUGCGUCUUGAGUUAUUCCACGGGACGCGAGAUCUUUUGAAGUCUUGUUUUGUCCGAAUUAUCGAUGCCGAGUUCGCUGCAUUUUGCUCAUUUUUUAUUCCGCAAGGGCGCUUUCAAGUACUGUAACUAAAUCGGGAUCUUCAGAUGUGA
Messenger RNA from Notodromas monacha, 1593 nucleotides. The record is from the annotation of a GenBank genome assembly. NCBI's taxonomy places the organism in Eukaryota, Metazoa, Arthropoda, Ostracoda, Podocopida, Cyprididae.